AUGACCGAAGCGAAAACUGAGGAUUCGCCACCGCCGAAGCCGGGCGCUGCUGGCGAUGUCCUUGCUGAACGGCAACAGGCAGCCCGCGGGGAAGCGCCAGCUGCCUCCGGAUGGCUGCACCUUGUGAAGGGAGGGUUACGGCUGGCCGUGGAAUUCCCAUCAGAAGACAUUUUUUUAGUGACAGCUUCUCCAGUUAUAAAAGCUAUAACGAAUUUCAAACAGGUCUCCAAAACACUUGAGGAAUUUGAUGUAGAAGAGCAACCAAGUUCUCUGUUAGAAAAACGAUAUCCCAAUAUUAAAGUUAUACAGUCUGGAGUAAAACAAUUGAAAAGUGAUGAGCGUAAAAUUUUCACUGAGGAUGGGAAAGAAUAUAUGUAUGAAAAACUUUGCUUGUGUGCUGGAGCAAAACCAAAAUUAAUUUCUGAAGGAAACCCAUAUGUGUUAGGAAUCCGGGAUACUGACAGUGCGCAGGCUUUUCAGAAGAAUUUGGCUCAAUCUGAGAGAAUAGUAGUGGUAGGAAAUGGUGGGAUUGCACUUGAAUUAGUGUACGAAAUUCAAGGCUGCGAAGUAAUCUGGGCUAUCAAAGACAAAGCCAUUGGGAACACUUUUUUUGAUGCAGGAGCAGCUGAAUUUCUCAUUCCAAAGCUAACUGCUGAAAAACGAGAGACUCCAAUUGAAUGUAAAAGAACCAAGUAUACAACGGAAGGAAGUGAGGAAAAAGAAAGACCUAUAGCAGCAUCUGACAAACUGGGCAGUGCCUUAGGCCCCGAUUGGCAUGAGGGCUUAUGUCUUAAAGGGACUAAAGAGUUUUCUCACAAAGUACAUAUUGAAAUACUAUGUGAAGUAAAGAAAAUACAUUUACAGCAAGAAUUUAUACAACUGCAACGGACUUCUUUGACUUUUCCUAAGGAAGAGAAAAAUGUAGAACCAGAUGAGGUGCUAUGGCCUGUAUAUGUGGAAUUAACUAAUGGAAAAAUUUAUGGAUGCAAUUUCAUUGUCAGUGCAACUGGAGUGGUGCCAAAUGUUAAACCAUUUCUUGAUGGCAAUAAUUUUGCUGUAGGUGAAGAUGGAGGUCUUAAAGUAGAUAAACACAUGCACACAUCCCUGCCAGAUAUAUAUGCAGCUGGAGAUAUCUGCACGGCGUCGUGGGAACCUAGUCCAGUGUGGCAUCAGAUGAGACUGUGGACUCAAGCUAGGCAGAUGGGAUGGUACGCAGCAAAAUGCAUGGCAGCGGAUACUGUAGGGGAAUCUAUUGAUAUAGAUUUCAGCUUUGAACUAUUUGCUCACGUUACAAAAUUUUUCAAUUACAAGGUGGUGGUUUUGGGAAAAUACAAUGCUCAGGGCUUGGGUUUAGACCAUGAACUGAUGCUGAGAUGUACCAAGGGACAAGAGUAUGUUAAAGUAGUGAUGCAGAAUGGCCGAAUGAUGGGAGCUGUGCUGAUUGGUGAAACGGACUUGGAAGAAACGUUCGAAAACUUAAUUUUAAAUCAAAUGGAUCUUUCAGCCUAUGGUGAAGAUCUCCUGAAUCCAGAUAUCGAUAUAGAAGAUUAUUUUGAUUGAAGAAAACCCCAUUUCCAGUUUGUAUAAAGUUUUGACACCGAGUAAUAUGUCUUAUAAAACUGUUUUCUCAGGAUUACCAGAAAUGAGGGAUAAAUGCAAUUCCUUAUUAAGAUUUUCUAUUGAUCUUGUCAAAAUACUGACCGGCAAAUUAAAUUAAUCUGUGUAGAAAUGCAGCAGCAAUAGCAAGUGGAUUAGUGUUGGCAAAGAGUUUUCGUCUAGAUUAGAUGAGCGUAUGGGAACGGGGCUCUAACAGUCUUA
Molecule: messenger RNA, 1818 nt
Organism: Nipponia nippon (crested ibis)
Lineage: Eukaryota; Metazoa; Chordata; Aves; Pelecaniformes; Threskiornithidae
Source: RefSeq, a predicted model, not a curated record